Messenger RNA from Diuraphis noxia (Russian wheat aphid), 3593 nucleotides. RefSeq names its product Smg5 nonsense mediated mRNA decay factor (gene Smg5). Lineage: Eukaryota; Metazoa; Arthropoda; Insecta; Hemiptera; Aphididae. Gene Ontology annotation, molecular function: telomeric repeat DNA binding; protein binding; telomerase RNA binding. Gene Ontology annotation, biological process: nuclear-transcribed mRNA catabolic process, nonsense-mediated decay. Gene Ontology annotation, cellular component: telomerase holoenzyme complex. The record is from RefSeq and is a predicted model, not a curated record.
UAUACUAUACUUAUAGCAUACCAUUAAAGCCCAUAGGUUUUCGUUAUUAUCGUAAACAGUAAACACUAAACAAAAUUUGUCAUACUACAACUUGGACUAAUAUACAAGCUUAUUAGUUAAUAGUUCAUAGUUAUUACUUGUUACUUAUUUCGUUAUUCCUGAUGUGUAUGUGUAUCACCGUCAUUACAUUAGUGUUUAUUUGUAUUAAUUAAUUCCAACUUUCUCAGUUCUCUUUAGUUUCUUAGCGUGUGACAAUAAUUGUUACAUAUUAUUAUGAAAACAAGACUAUAUCCGUGCCACGACAACUACAACUUGUUGGAUACGGGAGUACGAAUAAUUGCUGACUCGUGAUUUCGGUUGUUUACGGAGUACAGGAAUCAUUACCAUUUUCACCAAUUUGUACCAAACGAUGGUACUGAAAAAGUGACCUUUGCCCUAGAAUUUGYACCAACUGUGUCUGUAAGCUACAUAUCCGUCUCGUUGAUGGUUAGGUCAUGUCAACAUAACGAAUCGCAUGAGCACCAGCUGUUGCUAAAGAUUGACAAACACCUGGUCAUAGUGCCUACCUAGGUCUGCAAAGUUUGUUGGCACACAGAUACAAAAAUAAGUUUCUUAUAUAAUAUUGUCUGUGCUAGCGGCAGCAAAUGGUUGCCAUGAAAAAAUUGAAUAACAGUCGAGGAGCUGAGCCUGCUGCGGAAGCCAGCGAAUCUGUCAAGAAGCUUUACAAGAGUAUAAAUGAAGUUUCUCAUUUUUUGGAUGAUCAACGUGGGAGAUCUUUGUCUUGCAAAGAUCUUUUUACCGCUUCUGUUGAUACACAGCGAAUAAAAUUAAAAAACUAUUGUGAAAGAAUGAUGCUUGCAGAUCCAUUAUGUUAUGGCCGAAAAGCUGAAGAUAUCAUGUGGCGUAAAACUUAUUAUGAUGUUUACUCUACCGCUAAAAUUUUACGCAAAAAUAAUGAUUGGAGUCACAUGGAAUUGGCAUUAAUAGAAAAUCAUUUUCAGUCAGGCAUUGGAAGUUAUUAUCAUUUACUAUUCAAAUUUCAAGCAGAAAUUAAAUUCAAUAAGCCUGAACUAUUCGAUUUUUAUUUACUGAUUAACGAUGAAACUGAUAAUAUUGUCAAAAAAGAUCAUAUCACAGUGUUAAAAAAGAAUGAUACUGGUAACAAAGAAGAAGCAUCUAUGAAACAAUUAGUAUACCGCUGUUUGAUUUGUUUGGGAGAUUUGUCACGAUAUCUGUAUGAACUAAACAAACUAGAUUUAUAUUAUUCUACAGCUUGUCGGUAUUACAAACAAGCAUUAAAUUAUAAACCAGCAAAUGGACUCCCGCAUAAUCAAAUUGGACGAUUAGCAUUAUCCAACAAGAAACAUUUAGAUGCUGUUUACCAUUAUGUUCGAUGUGUUUUUAGUUUUGAACCAUUUGAAGGAGGAGAAAAAAACUUAUUAUUAUCAUUACAACAACAGUCUGAAGCAGUCGGAAACAUAUUUUUAGAAAAAAUGUUUUCUGUUUUUUAUUUAUGGUAUACUGGAGAAAAAGAUAGUGGACCAGAAUUAGAUAAAAUAUAUUCUAGCAUUAUAAGCUUACUACAAAAUUUUGCUGAUUUUAAGAACAAAAUUAAUACAGCCGAUAAAAAAAAUGAAAUAAAUAAAGAUGAUACCUUAACACCUUCAGUUAAGGAUACUAUACAAUUUUUAUCUACUAAUGAAAAUGUUUUCAAGAUUGUUGUUAUCAUAAUAGCAUGCUUAAACAAGUUACAUAAAGAAGAAUCUAAAUGCAUCCCAAAAGCGGAAUUAUUUUUUUUAUCAUUAAUGGAACAUUUAAUUGGUCAAAGUGUAACUUACUGUGUAAAAAACUUGCCGCUGUUAGUUAAUCCUAAUAUAGAUCAUGUAAAAUUAAACCGCCGACGUCGUAGRCGUGGUUUUAGACAAAAUUAUUCUCCAGAUUCUCAAGAAUGGAGUGGAGAUGAAGCAGAAAGUGUAAUAAGUCCUGACGAUGAAUGUGAUGAAAGUGAUGAAAGUGAAGAAGAGAUGUUAAUAUAUGAUAUGAAGAGACCCAAUAAUGACAAGUCAAAAAAUGAAUCUGAUGGAUCAAAUGACAGUGGUACAUCAUCAUAUGGUUGUGAAAAUAAAAAUAAUCCAAAAUCUCCAUUAUUAAACUUACCAUUUAUUGAAGCUAUAAAGAUAUAUUUUGAUUGGAUUCAACCAAAAAUAGAUUCCAUAAAUCCUGAAACUUCAGUUGAAUUCUUUAACAAUACUGUUACACUUUUAAAUUACUUGUCUCAAGCUAAUAUUGAAUUAGACAUUGAAACCAAUCAGUAUAUAUUACCAGAAGAAAUGCAUUUACGUGGUAUGACUGUUUUUUCUAAGUCUAAAAAGCAUUGUGGAGAAUAUGAUGGCAAUAUUUGUUCUAAAAAUGAGACCGACGAAAAAUCAUUAAAGGACGCAAAACGAGACAAACAACACGUGAUGGGUCAACUGUGGCUCCGAUCGGAAGUGGACAAUCUGGAGUACAAAAUGAAACACUACUCUUCAAGAAAAAAGUCAUUGCCCACGUGCAUCGUGAUCGAUACAGAUGCAUUGAUUAAUUAUUCGUCGAUAAUCAAGAAACUCGUUAACAGCACCAAUUUUAUUGUAGUAGUACCCGCAAUCGUAAUAUCGGCAUUAGAUGAGCAAAAGAAAUUAAGCAAAGAAGUCAGACUGACUAUACGUUGGUUAGAAAUUCAGUUGCAAGAGGGAAACUGCAACUUAAAAUCCCARGGAAUACAUGAAUCACUACCUAUUAAACUAGACAGUCCACCGAAAUUGAGCAAAGAAAUUUGCAAUUUCAAACAUAUUUUGGAAUGUUGCAACUAUUUUACAGAAGAAUAUGGUGAGAAUACAGGACUAGUUACGUUAAUUACAGGGUCAGACGACCUAUUGGAGUCAUCCGAGCUCAUGGAAAUGGCUAAAUCAGUCAAAAUCAAUAUCGAACACAUUAAGACAUUCCAAUUCCAAUUAAAAACAGCGAAAAAUAAAGGAUGAAACAUGGUUUUGGUUUAAAAUAUUGAUAUUUUUAUUGUUCACUCAAUGGUGCAUCAAUGUAUACAAUGACGAGAAUUUGGUUAUCAAUCACACCGCGCUGUUUUGAACACGUGAACCAGAUUUAAUUUCGGGAAAAUUGAAGACCUCGAUUGACUUACUUUUUACAUCCGUUACGAAUAUAAUAUAAUAUAAAUCAAGGUUAAAUCCAAAAACAAGAAAUGUUUUUAUUAUUAUUAUUUUUAUUGUGUUGUACACUUGCAUAUGAUAUUAUUAUGUAAAGAUAAUCUCAAGGUAUAAAAUGUUGUAUACCUGACCAACAAUGAUCAUUCAACAACUGUUCAUUACAACGACAAUGCCCAUCUACCCUCGUUAUACUUAUGUGUAUUGGUAAUCGCGUUGGUAUACCUAUAAUUUUUUUGUUUUAUAAAUUUCCUUUUUUUUAUAUAACUAAUACAUUUGAAUGUAAUCAAUGGUAUGUUGCUUAACUCUAUACAAUUCCCCCACGAAAUACAAAUAUUGUUUUAUUUACAUUUCUUUCUAAGGUUUUUGUUUUCAUUUUAUAGUUCUUAUUUUCAA